Messenger RNA from Triticum aestivum (bread wheat), 942 nucleotides. RefSeq lists its product as uncharacterized. The coding region runs from base 427 to 942 and encodes 171 amino acids. NCBI's taxonomy places the organism in Eukaryota, Viridiplantae, Streptophyta, Magnoliopsida, Poales, Poaceae. The transcript has 3 exons. The record is from RefSeq and is a predicted model, not a curated record.
AUGCAAUAAGUAUCAUGAUAAGAUUCUUCUUGCUUGAUUGUUGUCAUGUUGAUGGAGCCUAAGCUUAUACUCCCUCGGUCGGAAAAGGAUGUCGCCGUGGCAAUUUUUCAAAAAAACCCUCCGCAAAUUGUGCGCCUCUGCCGCGUUGCUUCCCCUUCCUCUGCUGCGUUGCUUCCCCGGCGAGGAGAAGGCUCGUUUUUUUUUUUGUGAUAUGCUCUCCGACUGACGCGUCCUUCCACGCUGGUGGCGAACCAGAGCUGGCCCUGACCAUCGUCAACCUCGUGUACCCCGCCAUCAACCUCGUCCACCUCGCUGUCAACCUCGUCCACGAAGCCGGUCCACACAGAUCGACCGAUGGGAGCCAGGAGGCUCAUGGAGCUAUACGAGCCGGAUCCCGGCGAUCGCCUCACGUAACACAACGGCACCAUGCUCAGCGGCGACAUCCCCGUGUCCAUCCUCUGGAGCAGAUUUGCUCCCCAUCUUCAUUCUACAUACAGGAGAAGGAUUGCCAAUUCAGGCUUGCAGAUGGAUUGCCCUGCGGCUGCUCCUGUUGUGAUGUGCAGAACUGGUGGCUUGCAGGGCGGCGGACCUCGUGCUCAUCGAUUGGGGCGGACGGCGGGGGAAGAUGUUGAAAUGGCGGACCUUGUGCUCUCGACGGGCGAGGGAUCCGCGGUGGCGCAGGUGCAGGUGGGCGGCGCCGCGGUGGCUGGUCGCGCCGGUGGGCGGUGGAGUCGCGUAGCUGGGCGCCGGCUGGUCCUGGCGGAUCGAAGACCAAGUUGCCUCCGUGGUCACGGCGGAGGCCGGCAGCUGGUGGCGGGCGGGCGGCGGCUGGUGGUCGCGGGAGGGCGGCGGAAUCCCACGGCGACGGGCACUGACGACGCGCGGGCGACGGACAGAGGAAGAAGAAGUGACCUGUUUGUUACUGUUUUUGACGGCCACUGA